Messenger RNA from Phalaenopsis equestris, 2212 nucleotides. RefSeq names its product cinnamoyl-CoA reductase 1-like. The record is from RefSeq and is a predicted model, not a curated record. The transcript is spliced from 4 exons. The coding region runs from base 340 to 894 and encodes 184 amino acids. Gene Ontology annotation, molecular function: oxidoreductase activity, acting on the CH-OH group of donors, NAD or NADP as acceptor. Lineage: Eukaryota; Viridiplantae; Streptophyta; Magnoliopsida; Asparagales; Orchidaceae.
AGUGACCGCCAGCAACGACUUAUCCAUCACCACAGACCGCCGGAAAAGGGUUUGCGUCACCGGAGCCAAUGGCUUCAUCGGAUCGUGGAUCGUGAAGCUUCUCCUCGAGCGCGGAUACACGGUGCACGGAACAGUUCGGAGUCUAGGAACGCGGAUAUUGAUCGAAAGAGUUUUGAUUUAUUUGGAGCAGAUAAGGCGAAGUGCAAGCAUCUGAAGGCGUUGGAAGGGGCAUCGGAGCGUCUGGUGCUCUACAAAGCCGAUCUGCUUGAUCUGAAUGCGCUUCGUGAGGCGAUUAAGGGACGCGAUGGCGUUUUCCACCUUCCUGAUGAUCCUGAGCUGAUGGUGCAGCCGGCGAUUGAAGGGGCGAGAAAUGUGAUCACUUGCGCGGCAGAAGCUGGAGUGAGGCGAGUGGUGUUCACGUCUUCGGUUGGGGCGAUGACGAUGGAUCCUAAGCGCAGUGAGGAUGUGGUCGUUGAUGAGUCAUGCUGGAGCGACCUGGACUUCUGCAAGAAAACUAAGAACUGGUACUGCUAUGGCAAAGCCGUGGUGGAGCAAGCUGCGUGGGAACUAGCCGGGGAGCUUGGGGUGGAUCUGGUGGUGGUGAGCCCUGUGCUGACUUUGGGACCCCUGCUUCGGGAAACAGUGAAUGCGAGUGUGGCACACGUGCUUAAGUACCUGAACGGCUCCGCUAAGACCUACGCCAACACCGUUCAGGCCCACGUUCACGUCCGCGACGUUGCGGACGCCCACAUCCUCGUCUUUGAGGACCCCUGCCGCUACCUCUGUGUUGAGUCCGUCCUCCACUGCGAGGACCUUAUUCGCAUCCUCGCCAAGCUCUUCCCGCAAUACGCGGUCCCUACAAGGCAAGCCAUCCAACCCCCACACUCUCCUUGAAUGGUCUCUUUAUGUGCGAAUCGAGGGUAUUCAAGAGUGGACAGCCGGGGUCACGCUCUUAAAUUCAGAAUUUGAUACAAUUUGGUCUUUUAGCUUUUUUGAAAUAUUAAUUUUGUCACUCCUAAAAUAUCACUGAAUGACAAGCCAUCCACCCUCCACGCUCUCCCUGAAUGGUAUCUUUAUGUGCGGAUCGAGGGUAUUCAAGGGUGGAUUUAGCUAGGGUCACCCUCUUAAAUUCAAAUUUUUUUACAACUUGGUCUUUUAGCUUUUUUGAAAUAUUAAUUUUGCCACUCCUGAAAUAUCACUUUGCCCUUCUUUAUUUUUGGUUCUCCCACGUUGGCAUCUUCCAAAACUUGGUACUUAAGCAUUGAAAGUCCUCCGCCUUUUCAAUGUUAAUCAUGUGUGCAAUGUUAAUCAUGUAGUCGGCAAUGAAAACUCAUCGUUUGGGCAUGCUUUGUUCAAGUCUUUGAAAUCGACACCUUUGCUGUCCAUUCUUCUUUCUGACUGACACUACGUUGGCUAAUCAUAUUGAAUAUUGUUCUUCUCUUACAAAUUUAGUGUCUAUUAAAUUUUUUGACCUCAGUGGUAACUCCUCGUCACUUAAUAAGGAACUAAUAAAAAUGGAUCUAGGGUCAUAUUCAUUCCCUAAAUUGAUUUCCUUUAACUAAUCGACUGUUGAUUUGAUUUUUUUUUCAAAUUCUGGUGCAGUGUCUUCUACAGAAGAUUCUUCGAAGUCAACUUCUACUUCAAGACAGUCUUACUUUGAUUUAUUAGUGACAACCAAGCAAAAUUUUGUGUCAUCGACCAGGCCUAUCAUGCCGAACCCAAUGCCUUCAUUUGAGAUGAAAGUUUGAUUUUUGUUGUUUCAUAAUUCUUUAAAAAGAUGCAACCUGCCUUUUGAAAAUUGUUUAGUCACAAAACCUUGUUAAACACGUUUCUAAACACACAGGGAGUACCAUCCAAUAAGCAAUUUCAUUAAUUCGGUAGAAGUGUCUUCUUCUAGUUUUACAAAGACCUCGGAACUAGAAGAAGAGGAACCAUGAUAAAAUUUUAUCGGUUCCAUGCUUACACAUUGUACUUCCUUGACUUCCAAACCCUAGACUUUAUGAGGGUCAAUCAGAGUUAGGGUCAGGUGAAGGAUGUUUGGAGCGAGAAUGAGUGAAACUUAUCCCUGCUUGAUGCUAUGGUGAGUAGGGAGGAUGCUGUGCAUAUGCUAAAAUUCCUAUAACCAUUUUUUAUAUGUAAUGACAUUUUGUAUAAAAUUUUAAUUUGUGAUUUUUAUUCAUCAAACCAUAUCUUCUCUACCAUUUUUAAUGAG